Lichtheimia ornata is the source of this 2784-nucleotide messenger RNA. RefSeq lists its product as uncharacterized. Gene Ontology annotation, molecular function: zinc ion binding; DNA-binding transcription factor activity, RNA polymerase II-specific; DNA binding. The transcript has 4 exons. Gene Ontology annotation, biological process: regulation of DNA-templated transcription; DNA-templated transcription. NCBI's taxonomy places the organism in Eukaryota, Fungi, Mucoromycota, Mucoromycetes, Mucorales, Lichtheimiaceae. The record is from RefSeq and is a predicted model, not a curated record. The coding region runs from base 1 to 2784 and encodes 927 amino acids.
AUGUCGAGUGGUGAAGCGAGCGAUGGCUCUUUUUUGAAGAGACAACGAGUCAGCCGCGCUUGUGAUCAGUGUAGACGAAAAAAGAUCAAAUGCGAUGGGCUUUUCCCUGUAUGCACCAACUGUCAGGCGUUUACACUUCAAUGCAGUUAUAACGACACGACCAAAAAGCGAGGACCGCCCAAAGGAUACAUUGAAGCGAUCGAGAACCGGUUGUACAAGCUAGAGCAAACGCUUGCAGAUAUCGCCGACCAUAGCGACGAUGCACGAUCCAAAGCUGUUCUUGCCGAGUUACAUGCACCUCUUGAAACAGCUUAUGGAGAGCAGAUCAGAACACGGCCUAUACGUCGAGGUCGCAGCAAAGAAAAGAAUCGCACCUUCUUUUGGCAAACACCCUCUUCUUCAUCGCCCGCAUCACCUACCGUAUCGACUACAGGCAACAUUACAUCGACUCAGCUUAUGGAUAGUCCCAUUGAAGAUGAACAACCAUCAGCACCGGGAAGUCCUGUUGGCACAUCGUCGUCGGCAGUGAAUGAUAGCCAUGGUCAAUUAUCGAUGGAUGAAUCUGGUCAAGUGCGUUUCCUUGGCAAAUCUUCUGGAUUUUAUCUACUACAAAACAGCCGCUCGUAUCAUGAUGGAGCUUUUCAUUUAUCACACUAUGGGCAUCAUCAUCACAAAUCAUCAUCGAGCACCAGCAGCACUUCAGGCCUUAUCAACAGCCCAACAACAUCAACACCCUUGGAUCCAUUAGCAAUGCCACCCAAAGAUUUAUCAUUCGAUUUGAUCUCGUUGUACUUUGCUCAUUUUUAUCCCGUGUUGCCCAUGUUUUACAAGAAGCGAUUGACGUUGCCACAAGAUGGUCCUGCCGAUGCUGUAUCCCCACUCUUAGUGAACGCCAUUUACGCUGUUGCAUCACGUAUAUCCCCUGACACACGCGUUCGUGCUGAUCCAUCUUCACCCGAUACCGCUGGAGACGUGUUUUUUGAACGCGCCAAGCGAUUGUUGGAUGAUUAUUACGAUGUACCUCGAAUAUCAACAGUACAAGCGCUCUUGUUAAUGGCUAUGCAUCAACAUGGUAUGCUAAAGGGACCACGUGCAUGGUUGUAUAGUGGCAUGGCAUUUCGUAUGGCUCAAGAUAUGGGAUUGCAUCGAAAUUGUGAUCAUUGGGAUAUUUCACUCGAGGAUCGAGAACGUCGAAAACGUGUAUUUUGGUGUUGUUUUAUUGUGGAUCGAUUACUCAGUGCAACAUUUGGACGUGCAUCUCUCUUUGAAGAACGUGAUUGCGAUGUACCCUUUCCUUCAGUGGAUGACGAUGAACCUAUUUCACCACCCAAUGACAACCAACAAUCGAAUUCGCCUGUACGACUUUUGGACUCCUUUGUGCACACCAUUCGUAUCUGUGACAUCUUGGGGCAUGUGCUAAAGAGCAACUAUUACGCCAAAGCCAAACAUCACACGCCUGGAUCACAACACAUUGACCAUGUCUUUGCAGCGCUCAAUCAACAACUCACCAAUUGGUAUCACAAUUUACCUCCAGCACUUGGCUAUGAUUUGAACAAAAAGAACGACCAUGAUCAACCCAACCCGGUGUGUCAAUUGCACAUGAUUUACUAUACAACAGUCAUCUUGCUGCAUAGAUCAUUCAUUCCGCCUUACUCGAAAUUACCACCAGCAUCACUACCAUCGUACAAUGUAUGCAUGUCAGCAGCAGAAUCGAUUUCAGAGAUUGUGGAUGGAAUGCUUCAAAAUCGCCAUCUCAAAUGUGUAACCAACUUUGGUGUAUAUUACAUCUUCACGGCAGGGAUCAUGUUUAUCAAGGCAGCUGCAGCAUCAGAUGCGGAUAAGGCUAUGCGAGCCAAGGCUAAAAUACGACAAAUCAUGUGCGCUCUUGAUGAAGUUGAAUUAACGUGGAUGACCGCUGGCCGUUGCUGUGAUAUCCUUGGAGAUCUUGCAGGGUUACGACAAAUCAAUCUAGAAUCGGAUGACAAGCAUUCGGAGGCUACAGUUGGGAGCACUACACUUCAAACACCUUCCCCAAUGUCUUUAUCGGCAACAACAAUGCAACCACCAGGUCUUUUGCAACAAGGAUUUUGGAACACCGUUACCACGGCAACAGCCAACAAUAAUCCAUUGCAACAGCACCAACGUAGUGGUGUACCACCUCCGUAUCCUAAUGUAUCAUGGAUGCAUCCAGCUGCUUAUCGGCCCCCUGUUCCCACUAUGGAUCCAUUCGCUGCACCAGACACUAUUCCUCCACCUUCACAACAACAGCAACAAUUCGAUCCAUUGGGUACUGCUUUUUGGGGCGUGCCUCAAUCAUUGGAUAUCAAUGAAUGGAAUAAUUACUUUGGUGGCCAACAACAACAGCAACAACAACAACAGCAGGAGCAGGAUCAGCAACCACCACAAACAGCAACAGGGGCAUCAUCACAUCAAUCAACGAUAGGAGCUUACACACAACAACAACAACAAGCAGGCAAUCAACAACAGCCAUUGAUCCCAUCGCAUGAAUACUUCCAGCCACGCUUGUCGUUCUCCAAUCAUGAUCCAUCUCCACUCCAACCACUCCAACAGCAACAACAACAGCAGCAGCAGCAACAACAAAGCAAACAUUUAAUCCACAAUGAUGAUAAUGUGGAUGUAUUGUCGGGUAUCGCUAUUCCAGAGACGAAGAGUGGUGUAUCAUUGCUUGGGUUCUUGGGUGGUCAAACAGAUCCUUCGGCCAAUACGCUUCCAGGCACUGAAGAAGGUGGUAAUGGCAGCAAUACACCAGCAUUGCAAUGGUAA